AUGGGCAACAUGUUACCGCGUGUGCACCUGUGGGAGUGGCACGACUUGAGCUGGUUUCCCAAUCAGGCCCGUGCGCAUGUAAUGGAAGUUCUGGCUAUAGGCUGGAUGACCCCUCCGCUGUAUCUCAUAGAUGUUGCGCUGCAGCAGUUGCGUACCGUUAUGGAGACAACGGGACGGACGCAUGUGGUCGAUUUGUGUUCUGGUGGUGGCGGCCCGAUGAUCCACGCCGCCAAAACCGACAUAAAGGUCACACUCACAGAUCUCUACCCACAGACAGAGCUAUGGGAGAAGCAUGCACUGCGGUCAGAUGGCAACAUCACGUACAAGGCCGAGUCAGUGAGUGCGUUGGCUAUGCCUCAGGGUAUAACGGGUCUACGCACUUUGUGGUGUGCGUUUCAUCACUUCAGGCCUGAGCAAGCCACACAGAUCCUGGCCAGUGCCGUGCAGUGCGGCGAGCCAAUUCUUAUUUAUGAGCUCACGCGCCGGUCGUUGGUGCAGACAUUGUUUAUCGUGCUAGGUACGCUCAAUGUCUCAUUGGUAUUCCCGUUGCUCGGAUGGCUGUCUAUGGACUGGAAGAGUGUCCUGAUCACGUAUGUGCUCCCUCUGUACCCAUUCAUAGUGGUCUUUGAUGGAAUGGUGUCAUGUAUGCGCACGUACACCAAAGCGGAGAUGGUAGCCAUGGUCGAGAAGGCUGAUCCUGAUGGAUCCUUCACUUGGAAGGUGCAGGAGGUGCAGGUGCGGUGGUGGCUGCCUGGAAUGAAUAUGAUCUCCCUGAUCGGACUGCCCAAAUCAACAUCCGGCAUCCAAAGUAAAGCCUGA
This is a messenger RNA of Sphaeroforma arctica JP610, 819 nucleotides long. RefSeq lists its product as hypothetical. Lineage: Eukaryota; Ichthyosporea; Ichthyophonida. Bases 1 to 819 code for a protein of 272 amino acids. The transcript has a single exon. The record is from RefSeq and is a predicted model, not a curated record.